Molecule: messenger RNA, 1740 nt
Organism: Aspergillus caelatus
Lineage: Eukaryota; Fungi; Ascomycota; Eurotiomycetes; Eurotiales; Aspergillaceae
Exons: 2
Coding region: 1-1740 (579 amino acids)
Molecular function (GO): FAD binding; oxidoreductase activity
Source: RefSeq, a predicted model, not a curated record
AUGUGUGUAGCAAAGGAUCACUCUGACAGUGAUCCAGGCUAUGACUGUCGACCAGGGAAACCAUGCUGGCCUAAUGAUAGCGAAUGGAAUCAGUUCAAUACCACUCUUGGCGGCAAUCUGUACGCGACUGUGCCCCUCGCGGCUUCAUGUUACCUCGGAUCUAAGACUUACGAUCGAAACGCAUGCGACAAGGUGGCCUCGUCGUACACCAACUCCACCACCCGAAGUGCUGUGUACGGUGCCAGUGAGAUCCUGAAUUGGGAAACCUGUCACGAAGCAGGAUGCACAUUACAAUCACUACUCCCUCAACUGCCCCCGGUUUUGAACCAGUGCACUCCCGGUCGACUGUCACAAUACUACGUGAAUGCAACGCAUCCUAGUCACGUAUCUGAGACCAUCAACUUUGCACGUCGGCACAACCUACGGCUCUCGAUCAAGAAUACUGGCCAUGAUUACUUUGGACGCGGUACGGCGCCGAAUUCUCUAGCUAUUUGGACACACCACAUGAACAAUAUGUCAUAUCAUUCUGACUUCAAGGCCUUCAAAUGCCCCUUGGCAGAUGGUCACAAUAUUGGAGAAAUUGGAGCCGGAACACAAGCAGUCGACGCAUAUGCCUUUUUUGAGAAACAUGGCAUGAACGUUCCUGGUGGCAACGAAGGCACCGUCGGCCUGGCUGGAGGGUUUGGCCAAGGUGGCGGUCAUGGCGUUUUUGGGCCAUCGUAUGGGCUAAUGGUGGACAAUGCUGUGGAGUUCGACAUUGUUACUGCGGACGGCAACCAGCGCACCAUCAACGCAUGCAAUGAUCCAGAUCUAUUCUGGGCUAUGCGUGGUGGAGGCGGCGGGACGUUCGCCGUUUUGACGGCUUACCGAUUCCAACUACAUCCUACUAGGCCCAUCCAUCUUUACACUCUUCGUGCCGAAUUCCCGCCGCUACGAGCGGAACAAGCACUGCAUGACUUUUUGACCAUCCACGCCAACAGCCAGACAGCCUGGUCCAACAAUCGAGUUGCUGGACAUGCGUACUACUUUCCAUCAAAAAUGGAGAUGUAUCUGGUUUUACCAGACGAAGACCCAACAGUCCUGCAGGAUUUGACCUCCGCCUACCAGACCUAUGCGGCCAGUUACCCGGGUCUGACCGUCUUAGAAAAUCGAUAUUCUACGUUUGAGAAAUAUUCCGGACUAUUGCAGGUUACCCAAUCGAUUGCAGACCGGCUGACUCCAUCUGGCUUCUACGAAGUUCUCGCUGGCAGGCUAUUGCCGCGCAACCUCUUCAAUUCGCAGAGCAGAGAAUCUCUUGUCAAUGCCGUCAUAAGUGGCAUCAGGAGCAGUGACAAUAUCAUAGCGCGGGCUGCUGAUAUCCCAACGCAAAUCAUUAUGACUACACCGGCGAACCAUCCAAAUGGAAGUGCGACUGGAGUUCAUCCCGCUUGGCGAGAUGCUCUUUGGCACCUUGUAUAUUCGGGUGGAUGGACAGAUGGCGUUCCGGCAACUGCCCAAAAUCAUAUCAUAAAGAGUUUACUAGACUCUGUCGAACCAGUCAAGAACCUGACAAUCGGAGGUGGGUGCUAUGUCAACGAAGGUCAUUAUCUGGAGCCUGAUUGGGAGCAAACCUUCUUUGGCUCCAACUACGACAAAUUGCUGGCAGUGAAACAGCGUUACGACCCGACGCAUCUUUUUGAUUGUUGGAAAUGUGUUGGAUGGCGUGGUCCCUCUGACCCCUUCUACUCUUGCUACUCGUAG